AUGAAUCUUUCUAAACGGAACGGCGCCCUGCGCGUGGUGCAUGGAAAUUCAAACCCCCAAUUAGCCGAGGAAAUCUGCGCGUGUCUUAGAAUUCCCGUGACGGCUAGCCAUGUGGGCACCUUCGCAAACGGCGAAACCUGUCUAAAGGUGCUCGAGUCCAUCCGCGGUGAUGACGUCUUCGUGGUGCAGCCAACGUGCUCCAAUGGUACCUGCAAUGUAAACCAGGCCGUAAUGGAGCUCCUGCUUAUGAUUCACACGCUGAAGCUUUCCUCGGCGCGUCGUGUGAUCGCCGUCGUUCCACACUACGGCUAUGCCCGACAGGACCGCAAGCACGUCGGGCGUGUCCCCAUUAGCGCCUCUGCAGUGGCGAAGAUGGUCACGGAGCUGGGCGUUAACGGCGUUCUGACCAUGGAUCUUCAUUGCGGACAAAUUCAAGGUUUCUUCCACGGCUGCCCCGUAGCGGAUUUGAACGCGACCACCGAGUUCUCUGACUACAUCAAGCAAAAAGGCCUGGAUACCGACAAAUUGGUCGUGGUCGCACCGGAUGCCGGGGCGGUGACGCGCGCUCGGCGGAUGGGAGAUCGCAUCAGGGCGAGCAGAAUCGCCACGAUUCUCAAGCGCCGCGUGGUUGCGAAUCAAGUGGAAUCUAUGCAGCUCGUGGGCGAGGUUGACGGCUGUGUGUGCGUUAUCGUGGAUGACAUGAUUGAUACCGCCGGGACGCUGUGCAAGGCGGCGGAGUUGCUGAAGGAGCACGGUGCCAAGCAGGUCCUGGCCUACGCCACGCACGGGAUCUUCACGGACCCGGCCUGUGAAAGGAUCACCAAAUGCGACGCCUUGGCGGAGGUGGUGGUCACUAACACAAUCCCACAAGAGCAAUCCACCGCAAAGUGUGCAAAGAUAAAGGUGAUUUCGAUAGCUCGACUGCUAGCAAACGCCAUUCUCCGGCUACACUCAGAGGAAAGUCUCGAGAAGGUUGAGUUGAUCACUAAGCAACCCUUGUAUCAGGACCUCCAGCCGCUAGAAUCGUUAGUGGAGGACGAUCAAUGGCCUCAGGUCCAAGAAGCAGACCCUGAUGUGAUGCUCUAA
Phytomonas sp. EM1 is the source of this 1086-nucleotide messenger RNA. The record is from the annotation of a GenBank genome assembly. Lineage: Eukaryota; Euglenozoa; Kinetoplastea; Trypanosomatida; Trypanosomatidae.